AGUCUCGCGUGAGUUGAACGACACGUCCGUGAGCGUUGUUAACAAGACGUCGAUCUUAGCAACCGUUUAUCGCCGCAGUCUAAAAGAGACAUUUUGUUCGGUUAGAGGAUUUACUGAGCUUCGCCAGGUUUCGGUGCAGAGGAACCAGGAAGGAGGCGGAAGACCUGCAGGCGGUUCGGCCUCAAGACUCAACUGCUCAUCCGAACAUUUAAUUCCUACAAACCGAGCCCGUUCACCUGUGUGCUAACAGAAGAGGAAAAUCUGCGCCAGUCGUUGUGCAAAUAUGUCAAAGGCUCCAGAAUCUCCAUCACGACCCAGGUCCAGGUCCAGAUCCAGAUCUAGAUCCUACUCCAGAUCACGAUCUAGGAGCCACUCUCGCUCAAGAUCCCGGAAACGUCGCUACAGCUCCAGGUCCCGGUCCCGUUCCCACUCUCCGUCCUACAGAAACUAUCCAUCCCGGGACUAUCAGAGCAACCGAGGUGGCUUCAGAGGCUACAACCGAGGCUACCGCCGGCCGUACCACUACCGAGGCCGGGGUCGGGGGUAUCAUCCCCGCGGCCAUUACCAGAACAGAGGAGGAGGAGGGGGGGGCUACGGCUAUAAGUCUAACUGGCAGGGUGGUGGAGGGGGUUGGCACGAUCGCCACCAUGACCAGGACCACCACAGUCCUAGGAGGGGGCGCUCCCGCUCCCGAACCCCCAAGAAGCGCUCAGGUAGCCGGAGCCGCUCCCACUACUCUGAUCGUUCAUCUUCGGGCCGAUCCCGGCGCUCCAGGCGUUCCAGCUACUCAUCCCGGUCUCGUUCCCGGUCCUCAUCACGACGUCGUAGCAGCAAAGGUCGGCCCCCCUCCAAGGAUGCUAAAGACAAGACAUCAGAGAGUCAGGCGGAGAAGUCGGGACCGGCUGCAGACGGUGGCGUCAUCGAGAAAACUUCUGGAGGUAAAUGGAUUGACUAUGAGGCCAGUCCCAAACGAAGCACGCCCGAUAUCAAGAAGGAGGACCCGCCCUCUGCCGCCGAGAGCAAAGGGCCCGGCAGCGGAGGCCCUAUGUGGAAAACCAUCGGCUCGACGACCCCGCCACCGAAGAGUCCCACCAAGUCUGGUCAAACGGCCUCGUUCAGCGGCUUCGGCUUCUUCUCAAAGGAAGAUGUUAAAGAUGAAGAUAAGACGGGGAUCUCUGCCGCCUUCAGAAAGUUCCUGGCCGAAAAUAAAAACAAAAAGCAGACAGCUGAGAAGGAGACCAGCCGUGAGAAGGAGCAGGUCUCCACAGACCGGGACGUGGAGAAAACCUCCAAGUCUGCAGACCUCUUCAGCAUCUCCUCCCCUUCGUACGAGCCCAAGGAAGACAAGGUCCUGCCCUUCUUCGAUGAUGCCGAAGAGGAGUUCCUCAAGUCGCAAGGGCUGAAGGAGCGGGACAUGGAGGACACCGCCGAUGGCAAACACAACCUCACAGCGCGAGACAUGUUCGGGAAGUGGGGUGACGAGCCGAGCUACUCCACGGUUUACCCGCCCGUCAAGGAGAAGAGCCGCAGAGAUGCCGAGGAGGAGGAGCCUGAAGAUCACAUGCCGGAGGAGCUGUACCGAGGCCGCAAACACUCAAAGAAAGAGGAGAAGUCCAAGAAGAAGGAGAAGAAAGAGCGGGAGAAGGCCAGGAGGAGCCUGUCUCCCCCCUCCAUGUCCAAAGAGAAGGAUCGGCCGCUGUUCCCGGGAGCUUACCCCCCCCGAGAACCAUCGCCUGCCCGUCUGUCUGCCUCCAGAGAAGACUUCGAGCUCAAAAUCGGUUCUUUAGAUGACCUGCCUGGUUCCUCUCUGUCCAAAGAUCACCUCACGCAUCGCGACCUGCUGAACUCCUCCAAGAAAGAUCCGGAGUUUCGCUCCAUUUUCCAGCACAUUCAGUCGGCGCAGCUUCGCCGCAGCCCGUCCGAGCUGUUCGCCCAGCACAUCGUCUCCAUCGUUCAUUACAUCAAAGCUCAUCACUUCCACUCCUCAGACAUGACUCUAAGUGAGCGGUUUGCCAUGUACCAAAGAAAAGCUGCAGAGGCAGAAAUGAUGAAGCCAAGGAAGAGCCCAGAAAUCCACAGGAGAAUCGACGUUUCCCCCAGUGCCUUUAAGAGGCACUCUCACCUGUUUGAGGAUUUGGAGGAGACGAGCUACAAGGAUCCCAGUAAAAAGUUCAAAGGUGACGUGAUGGACCUCCGCCUGGAUAUUGAAAGGCGUAAGAGAUUUGCUGGGAGGGAGCGAGACUACAAGCGAGACGGGGGCAGGAGCCCCGGAGGCUCCCGAGGACCCAGCAGGGAGAGGUCCUCAGAGAAACCUGGAAAGCACCACAAGAAGUCAAAGAAAGGGAAGAAGAAGAGGGAUCGCUCUCCAUCCUCCUCUUCCUCCUCCUCCUCUCCAUCCCCAUAUCCUCCGUCUUUCAGGGGGAAGGAGUACAUGGGGGAGGGGAUGGAGCACUCAGAGGAGGGCUACAGUCAGUCACGUUAUCCACCACGGGAGUAUGGCGGCCCCGGGGACAGGGGUCCUCGAGAUUAUGAGGGCCACGCCGCAGAGAGAGGAAGAGGCCGGGGGUUUUUCCCCAGAGUCAGAGGACGAGGCUGGAACAGAGGAAAUUACCCCGGCAACAGUAACGGGAACCCUGCCAACAUGAACCCUGCAGCACGCCCCCCCGACGAGGAGUGGGACCCCGAAUACACCCCCAAGAGCAGGAAGUACUACCUGCACGACGAUCGUGACGGGGAGAAAACCUGGAUCGACAACCGAGGUCGGGGGCGGGGCUCGUUCCCGACUCGCCGUGGGCGCUUCCUGUACCGGAGGGGGGGCAGCAGCCCGAAGUGGACCCACGACAUGUUCCAGGGAGGGGAGGAGGGCGAGCUGGGUGACGACGGCAUGGAGGUGGAGCACAAAGACGGCAAGAAUGCCGGAGACGCCUCCAAGCAGUGAGCUUCGUCACGGAGGCGUACGGUCACCAUGGCGAUGAAGGGUUACGUGUGUCUGCAUCAUUUAAUGGUUCAACGUGCUGCGAUCGGAUGAGCAGCUGUUCCUGCGUUUUUAUGUUUUAUGUCUUUUUAAGGAGAAACGGUUCAAAGGUUCAACUUGUGCAAAAUCUAAAAUAAAAAGCAUCUGUGCCUUAGAAACGCUGAAACAGUCACGUGGAAGCAUGUCUUCCUGGUUUUCCUUCAUCUCAUUCACACACACCUCGCUCCAUGGGACCAAUCAGCAGCCACGACCCGACCUGUACGCCGUUCACGUAACGCCACCUCACCUGUGUGCGUCAGUGUGUCUUUGUGUGUGUGUGUUCUUUUUAAUCCAGUUUAAAAUCUUCAACAGCAGAUUUCUGGCUCAGAAUUCCACAAUAAAAAAAAUAAACUGUAGAAGAAGAAAAAAAAAGCUCCUUGUGUUGACUUAGAGUUCAAAUCGGGUCAGAGCUGGAAUGAGUCGGUACGAGGAGUUGACGGUUUGAAUCCGUGCUGCUUCGUCACUGCAUGUCAGAAGUUUUUCUGUUUGAAGCUGAAAAUUUUUUACUGUUUUCAACUUCCUGUCUUCAUUUUCAAUAAAUUUUCUUUGAUUCA
Molecule: messenger RNA, 3567 nt
Organism: Melanotaenia boesemani (Boeseman's rainbowfish)
Lineage: Eukaryota; Metazoa; Chordata; Actinopteri; Atheriniformes; Melanotaeniidae
Gene: thrap3b
Product: thyroid hormone receptor associated protein 3b
Exons: 12
Coding region: 284-2938 (884 amino acids)
Biological process (GO): positive regulation of transcription by RNA polymerase II
Cellular component (GO): mediator complex
Molecular function (GO): DNA binding; transcription coregulator activity
Source: RefSeq, a predicted model, not a curated record